UUAAGUUCUUUGCCUUCUAUAAAUGCACCAGUUACAGACCCACUCCUCUUGUUAUCUCUCUCUCUCUCUCUCUCUCUCUCUCUCUCUCUCUGCGUAUAACUCUGGAUCAAAUCCAAAGUCUGUCUUAUCUUUGAAUCCCCCUCAUUCAACUUCAAGGCGCAAUAUAUUCGAUUUCAGAAAUGGCUAGCCGACCUUAUCUCAGUCUCAGAAAGGUAUUUCUGCUCUAUCUUGUGUUGUUCCUCUUUACUUCUGUUCUCUUUUGUGCCUGCUCAGAAUCUCAGCUCCAGAGCAAAAGGUUGCUUGGUAGAAGAAGAAUGUUGGAAAUAGAAGAAGAAGAUGACCAGCCAAAAAAGAAAACCACCAGUCUAUCCACCAAGAACCAGACCAAGCUCAUAAAGCCUGGCCUGUCCUCGAAAAACCAAACCAAACUCGACAAACUCGGCUUGUCCAGCAAAACCCAAACCAAGCUUACCAAAAGUACAAAUUCUACAAAAGCAGCAUCCAUUGUUCUCUCUGAGAUAGAACUCAAGAAGGUCAGUUCCACCUCCAAGAUCAAAAAGCUAAAUUCCACAUCGAAAGCCACAAACUCUACCAAAUUACCCACUUCAUCUUCCAUGACGAAAUCCUCGGAUCUACUCAAAAUAAGCAUACCCAAGGACAAAACAACCAAACUCGCCUCCACCAAAGACAUCCAAACCUAUCUAGAGAAGAACAUCAAUGAGCAUGAAUCCGAAAAACCAAACAAGGACCAGAAAGCAGAUAAAAAAGCCAACCAACAAAAGACAAAGAAACAAACACAACCCAGCUGGAUUGAUGACGAAGAUGGUCUGGUUUCGGGAUUCACAGAUUUAACAGAUUUACCCACCAAGUUCCAGCAGACUUUGAUUCCGGACCUUGAGAAAUUCUCAACCACAUCCAAACUUUACCUCACGAAAGCCAACAAAGAAAUCACGAAGGGGUUCAAACCCCUUGUCGGCAACAAAUAUGCACCCUCCAUUGCCGCCUUGGUUUCUUGUGUUUUCAUAUUCGUCCCUUUGGUCUUAGUCUCUCUCGUUUUCAAUAGGAUUAAAGCUUAUUUCUCUCUCCAAAAGCUCUUGAUCUUCGUCCAAGUAUACCUCUCCAUCUACUUCACCAUUCUUUGUCUCUCCUCCCUGGUCACGGGGCUCGAGCCACUGAGGUUCUUUUACGCUACUUCGCAUUCCACGUACAUUUGCCUACAAGUGCUGCAAACGCUAGGAUACGUUCUCUAUCUGCUGCUGCUCUUGAUGUACCUGAUCCUCGUCUUCUCGACUGAGUGUGGGCUGGGCUCGAGGUUAAUGGGCCUGGUCCAGACGUUAGUGGGUUUAGCGGUUGGGUUGCAUUACUACAUGGCGGUGUUUCACAGAAUGGUGCUGCACCAACCGCCCCAGACCAACUGGAAGAUUCACGGUAUAUACGCCACGUGUUUCCUGGUCACUUGUCUGUUUGCUAAUGCCGAUAGAAGAAAGAAAUCAUACAUGGAGGAAGGGGGUGAGGAGGGCAAAAAGAGCUAGAUCGAAUCUUCCUCCUCUGUAUUUUAUUUUCCAUUCUAUGAUUCAGAUGUAUUAAUAGUUUUUUUUUUUUUUUAAUUUUUAGAUUUUGAAUUGUUUCCCUUAAUUUCCACCAGAAACUCCAUCUAGUACCGCAACUAAUAAGACUAAUGGGGCCAAGCAACCAUGGUCAUGUUACAUCUAUAUUCGUGAAGGUACCCAAAAAGAGAGAAAUACUUGUUUUUAUGUA
This is a messenger RNA of Carya illinoinensis, 1758 nucleotides long. RefSeq lists its product as uncharacterized. The record is from RefSeq and is a predicted model, not a curated record. Lineage: Eukaryota; Viridiplantae; Streptophyta; Magnoliopsida; Fagales; Juglandaceae. The coding region runs from base 180 to 1532 and encodes 450 amino acids. The transcript has a single exon.